AUGAGAUCGACGGUUUGGCGAGAGGUGGCGGAGUCGCCCAACCUGACGGGCAUCGCCGGUCCGCGGGUUCGGUUCCAGUGCCUCGACGCCAACCACAAGCACGUCGUCCUCGGCGCCAACACCGGUAGCCUCUACGUCUUCGCCAGGACCCGCGCCGAUGGCCCGAGCCCGUUCGGCCCCGACGCGGACGCGCCCGAGGGACCGCUGCGAUUCAUGACCGUCGUCUCGCCCCCGAGGCAGCCGUCCGACGACGCCGCCAAGGACGAUCCCGCGGACGACGCGAGGACGCCCCAGUCAGCGUUCGCGUCGCGCUCGAGGGGCGUAUCCCCCGCGAUACGGCGCAUCAAGCUAUCCCCCAGAGGCGAUAGGUGCGCCAUCGCGUACGCCACCGGGGUGCUCAACGUGGUCGAGUUCCGGCCCGGCGUCGAACGCAGGGGCGGAUCUCCCAAGGUGAUCGUGCAGAUCCCCAAGGCGCACGCAUCCGCCGACGUCACGUGGCUGGAGUGGUCCCCCGACGGCGAUAGGCUCCUCAGCGGCGACGACAAAGGCGUGGUGGGCGUGACGGAAUUCGCGAACAAUUCCGUCGUCGCCAACACCCUCUCGCUUGGAUCCGCCGUGGCGCAGGCGUCCUUCUCCCGGUCCGGGCUGAUGGCGGCGCUGUGCACCAACGAGGCGGUGGAUCUGCUAUCCGUACCCACGGGCGUCCACCCGAAGGUGGGCACUAAGCCCAGGGAGGGACCUUACGGCGGGUGUUUCCACGUCCUGGCCCGCGACGCCGCUCCCGACGGAGCGCUGGUGUCGAAACAACCCGAGAGCGAGUGGAUGCUCGCGGCGAGGCCGGGGAGACGACUGUGGGUCGCGGAGGCGUGGCUAGAGGGCGGAACCCAGGGGGAACCGCGGAGCGCCGUCGCCGCGACGCUCAAGCCGGACGUGCCCAAGGGUUCCAGGGCGCCCGGAGCCCCCGAGCCCAGGCCCGGGGCCAAGUCGCGCAAGUGGGAGUUCGGCCGGCUGCACCCCCUCGGGCGCACGUGCGUCCUCUCCGUCGCCGAGCGCGCGCUCGCGGUGGUGGAGGUACCGGGCGGGAGCCUGCUGGAGUGGUGCCCGCUGGGUGAGCCGGGGUCCGUCGGGAUCGCCGCCGGGGUGGCGUCGGCGGCGGCGGUUGACGCGAGGGCGUUCCUUCUCGCCGCGCCCGAGCACGGCGGCGGCGUCUGGUGCCUCGAAGCACCCGCGACGGAAGCCGCGCUGGUGGCGUGCGUCGCGGACGUCGCGGCGGUGGCGGUGGCGAGCCGUGCGAGGGACGGUGCCGGGAAGGACGCGGGGUUGGCGGAGACGCUUCACGCGGUUUCCCUCGCGACGAAGCUUCGGGUGCCGGAGACCAGGCUGCUCGAGGACGCCAGGGCGCUGGUGCGGGACGUCGCGGCGCGGAGGGCGGUGGGCGACGGUGGGAAGGUGUUGGACGAUGAGGAUGAUGAUUUCGUGGACAUCGACGCGGAGCUCGCGUCCGCCGUCGAGGCUUACGAGCGCUUCUACGCGGAGGCGGUGGGCGACGCCCCGCCCCCGCCGCCGCGGCCGAGCCUCGACGAACGAACGACCGCAUCGUCACCGCCCAGGCCCGCGGCGGCGCUGAGCCGGUCGUCGUCGUUUGCGUCGUCGGCGGGGGCGUCGCUGUCGCGUGGUGAUUCCGGAUUGGAUGCGACGAUUGUCGGCGCAGGGGAGUUUCCGGCGGCGGAGUCGGGCAAAUUCUUCUUCUACAACCCGAACGCCAAUGCCGGCGAGCGAAAGGAGAGAAAGAGCGACAAGGAGGAGAAAAAGAAGAAAAAGUCGGCAAAGGUGGUUGACGUCGGCGACGGCACCGCGCCUGUGGACGCGCCCAGGCCAAAGCGAGACAAGCCGAAGAAAUCUCCCCCCGCGCCGGAGCCCAUCGCAGAGACGUCUCCGACAAAUGAGGACAAGAAGACCGCAGCGGACAUGGGCUCGAUCGUCGCGCGGCUCGAGGAGGACCGCGACGAUUAUCUCGCGGCGGUUAAGGCGCUGAGCGACCUCGGCGAGGCCCCGCCGGUGUCGCCACCGCCGUUCCUGCACUGGACGGAGUACCGAGAAAUUCCCGCGCUGGUUGAGGUCGGGUCCGCCGCCGCCGCGGCCAAGUCGACCACCGGUAAACGUCGCGAGGCGUUGCGCCGCGCGAGGGAGCGUCGCAUCGACGCAGCCGCGGUCGCCGCGCGCGCCCUCAGACUCUCGCGUCGGUCCCUCGACGCCUCGCCGUUGAUCCCGGCUCUCAGGCGGUGGCGAUUGGCUCGCGCCGAAUGCGACGAAAUCGCCGACGAAAUCGAUGACGUCGUCGAAUUUGGCGGCGGGGACGAGACCCACGCCACGCGACAGCUGUCCGACUCCACCCAACUCGCGCGCGAGGAUAUGUUCGAGGCGUUGGCGUUGGUGGAGAGGGAGUUGGACGUCGCCGUGGUGGAGCUCAGGCUCGUGGGCGCCGAGCCGGCGGAGCGUAGGGUCGGCGAGGCAGCCGCGAGGGUCUUCGCCGAGGCCGACGCCGCCGAGGCCGCGGCGAGGACGACCAAGGGUACGAUCGUCGAACCCGCGGAUGAUAAAGCACCGAAGAGUGUGGACGAGCCGUUCGACGGGGAUCUCGGUGCGCUCGCGGGCUCGCUCGUGGGCGCUCUGUCCCUCGGCGAGGAGGAACGCGUGGAGCGGAUCUUAAGGGCGAUCCCGCCCGAGGAUGGCGAGAUCGUCGCCGUCGAAUCAUUCAGACGCGCGCUCGUCGAUUUACUCAGCAGACCCGACUCCGCGCAGCCGCUGGAAUCGCUCGAGUCCGUCACCACCGUCGUCGCAGCCGCACUGGGCGCGGAGAACGCGCUAAAGGCGCUCGAGGUUGCCGUCGAGGACGAGGCCAUCGAGAAGAAAAUUGGCUGCGACGCUCUGGAGACGUUCGCGGGCAACGUUUUCGCGGAUGCGAUCACGUGCGUGACCCUCGACCUCGUCGCAGCGGUCGGCGACGAGCGCGAUCGCGGCCGGGCGGCGUCCAAGAUCCUGCGACCGCUGGAGGCGCGCGUGAGCGAUCCGCCCCCCUCGCCAGUUGGCCGGUUCCCACAGCUUCGAGCAGCCAUCGCCGCUGAGGCGAGCCUGAAGGCCUCCCCCGGGGACGACGCCGCCAUGCGUCGCCUGCCGUUCGUCAAAAAGGAGAGGGGAAGGUGGGAGCUGGCGGUGACGCACACGAAACCGAUCGAGCCGACACUCGAGGAUCCAACCGGCGGUUGGGGCGUGAGGGUGCCGCUGUCCACGGCGUGCUGCGCCAGGUGCGCCCUUCCUCUGCGGGAGAUUCGAUGGAGCGGAGACGCGGGGCAAUCGUCGCUCGGGCGGCUCGUGACGUUCCCGUGCGGUCACACGCUGCACGAGUGCUGCGCGAUCGAGGACGCGUGCGUGGAGUGCGCGGCGUCGAAUGCAAAGCCCCUUCGAUCCCCCGCGUUUAUCACGUUGAGCGCGGCGAUCAACGCCGAGCUUGAGAGCCUUCGAUUAUAA
Messenger RNA from Micromonas commoda, 3528 nucleotides. RefSeq lists its product with no specific name. NCBI's taxonomy places the organism in Eukaryota, Viridiplantae, Chlorophyta, Mamiellophyceae, Mamiellales, Mamiellaceae. The record is from RefSeq and is a predicted model, not a curated record. The coding region runs from base 1 to 3528 and encodes 1175 amino acids. Gene Ontology annotation, molecular function: protein binding. The transcript has a single exon.